GCUCCUGUUGUACUGCUUCCGGUUACACUUAUUUGGCUUAUCACGUAUGUAAUUCCAUAAUUUAGGAAUCAAAACUUGACGGUAAGACGUAACUGGUUUUUUGCAUCUGGAGGUUGCAUGAGUCUCAAUGAAAUUGAACUGGAAAUUGAAAUGCUGCAGUAUAAUUGUGUUUGUUUUGCUGUUAAGUAUUUCAUACGAAGUGUGGUUCAUUAGUACACAAGGAACUAUAUCCAUUGAUAGAGUGUAUAAUUUCAAGCACACCAAGUCACCUUUUAUGGCCAUGUCUAAUAAUGAUGCACAAAUGCACUUAUCAACGGAUGUGAAAAUUAGCAAAAGAGUAUUUUCAAUGGAGGAAGUUUCAGAGUUCAUUGUAAUGAUUUUAAAUAAUGAACAUGUCAUGGUAGCUUUAAAGACUGUUUGGAAAAAAUAUUUUAGAAAUAGUGAAAAGCUGUUUUCAGAUUCUGAAAAUGAAAACUUUGAGAGUGAAGCAGAUAUAAUGCUAAAGGACAUUUUAAACAAAAGAAAUAAGAAUACAUUUUUGGAUGUAAAUGAGAAGUAUGAAUUCAACGUCAUCAACCGUACAUGUAAGAUCAUUGAGAAGAGCCUCUCCAGAAAAGGACAGUGUAUUUUAUCAUUAGAAGGCACGCUCUGCUCUGAGCUGAGAACAUUGAACAGUGUGGCAGCUAGGAAUUCAAAAAAACACAAAAAGAAACCACCACGUGUAUGGAGGGAAGAAAACUCAACAACUUGUGAUUACAUGCACAUGAAUUCAACAAGUUUUUCCCUUCUUCCACAAAAGAAUCCGUGCUAUGAGGAGUGUGAUGGCGGAUACAAUACUAUCAGAUGUCUUCCGUAUUUCUUGAUAAUCGGUAUGCCAAGGUCUGGCACCACCAGUCUUUAUCACCACCUGACCCACCACAAGGAUGUGGUGCCUGGAAAGGCAAAGGAACCAAUGUAUUUUAACAGGAACUGUUAUCGGGGUAUGAAUUUUGCUGACUACUCCUUGAAUUUUGAUGAAAUGAAAACACACAUUGCGGCUGAAAUGAAGUUUUCCCCAUUUAUCACAGGGGAUGCCUCUGCAGACCUGGCAUUUGACAGUUGGAACUGGAGAAAUUUCCCAGGAAACCAAGGACUCCAACAACCAAAGCAUGUCCUCCCUUUCUACAUACACAAGCUACUCCCAAAGCUCAAAAUCAUAGUUGUAUUGCGGGAUCCAGUUGAGCGGUUGUAUUCAGAUUAUUUGUAUGAGGCCCCAUCUGCCCGUUACCUUCUGUCACUGGAAGAUUUUCACCAAGCUGUUCACAGAGCCGUCAGCAAACAUAAACAGUGUCAGACUCAAUUUUCCAUACGCACAUGUGCAUAUAAUUCAUCACUUGAAAAUUACAAGGCUAGAUUGCGAGUUGGGAUGUACCACGUGUUUCUGACGGACUGGCUGCAGAUUUUUUCACGUGAUCAAAUUCUAGUGAUCAACUUUGACGAUUACACAAAAGACAAAAAGGAAGUGCUAAUCAAAGUAUCACAAUUUCUGGAGCUGAGUAAUCUUACGGCGGAAGAGUCAAGAUUAUUUUUUGCAAGCCACGCAAGAGAAAACCGCCGCUCCAAUCGGACACGGGACAUGGGAGACAUGCUGGCAGAGACUAAGGAAAUGCUUCGCGAGUUCUACAAGCCUUUCAAUGUUAACCUUUCACAGUUACUGCAAUCCAACAGAUUUCUCUGGUCUUACUGAAUUAGCAAGUCAAUCAGGGAAAGCAUAAUGAAACAUUUUAUCAUAAGAUUAGCAUGAUUUAUUGAUUAAAGAUGCUGUGUCUUAGAAAACAGAAGAAAUACAUUCAAAAGUUGUUCAGGUGCCAUUUACCAUAUAGUGUAGAGUAUAUGGCUACAACAUUCAUUUAUAUUAUCAGAAAAGUUUACAGUUAUGAUGUAUGAUUUAUGAAGAAAGCUAAGUUCAAUAGCCUGUGUGUAGAGUGUUAUAAUUAGUCAGAAUCUUUUAUGGUUGUGAAGCAUGUUGAUAAUGAUAUUAUUUGAUGUGUUCAUUUACAUGUAGCAUUCUGUAAAUUAAUUAAUCUACCGUGGAUUUUAUGGCAUAUGGUAAACAAAAUAUGUUAGAAAGAAAUUGGGUGCUUUCAUUCGUAUAAUGAAUAAAACUUUGUGUUUCCCUA
Ostrea edulis (European flat oyster) is the source of this 2159-nucleotide messenger RNA. RefSeq names its product carbohydrate sulfotransferase 15-like. NCBI's taxonomy places the organism in Eukaryota, Metazoa, Mollusca, Bivalvia, Ostreida, Ostreidae. The coding region runs from base 128 to 1726 and encodes 532 amino acids. The record is from RefSeq and is a predicted model, not a curated record. Gene Ontology annotation, biological process: hexose biosynthetic process. Gene Ontology annotation, molecular function: N-acetylgalactosamine 4-sulfate 6-O-sulfotransferase activity. The transcript has 8 exons.